AUGGACUUAAGUCUCACGAUGAAGGAUCACAUCUGUAACGGCAUGGUACGACAACGACGGAGUAGUACUGCUUCAGUAGACACCAACGAAGAAAGGUCAAAGAGAAAGACAAGAUCAGCCGAAACUGUAGACGUUACACAACAAGAACGACGAAAGAGAAAAGCGCCAGUUGUACCUCCAGAAGUUGAGAAAGCUGUCGAAGACUUCAUAAAAUUCACAGAAACAGGUCUGCUUCUUUGGAAAUGCUGCUCAUUCAAUUUGUCAGAAAAUGAGUCUGACAAAGGACCUGGUAUCGAAGGUCUACGCAAAGAGUGUCGCGCUGUACUCGAUUUCAAACCUCGACCAGGAACAUAUGAGAAAUUUAAAUCUUGUCCACAGUAUAACCGAUAUAGGGAAGUUCCAUGCCUUGACGCCACACGUGUAAUUCUUCAACCUUCGGAAGGUAGUAACAACGACUAUAUUCAUGCUAACAGAGUCAAAUUAGAUAAGGCAGAACGUGAAUUUAUACUAACACAAGGCCCUAAGAGCAAUACAAUAGAAGACUUUUGGAAGAUGAUCUUUCAAGUGAGCUCAGAACAGUGCGCUGGUGUAGUUAUGCUGUGCAACUUCUUUGAAGAAGGCACACAAUCAUGCGAAGACUUCUGGCCGACAGAUUCUGGUGCAUACAAAUACUACGGGAAGAUGUUUGUCAACAAUAAAAGAAUUGACCACCUGGACCAAUACGAUGUGUACACAUUAGAAGUCCUACCUGAUGGAUGCUCAAAUUCAAUUAUAACGAAGCUAGCACAUUGUACAACAUGGCCAGAAAAAGCAGUUCCCACUAGUGGUCGAAUGGUGUUACGAUUGAUUAGAUGGACCCAACAAUUAGAGCCAGGAUCCGUCACAAUUAUGUGCAGCGCAGGAGUUGGUCGAACUGGGACAUUUGUAGCAAUAGAUGCUGUCUGUACUAGGCUAUUUAAAGGAUAUGAAGGCAAGGUUAGAUCCAUCAGAUUUUCUACUCGCUGGAAAAAAAACUCAUACUACUUUUUCUCCUCAAUUUUUUUUCGUAUACUCGGGUCCAUUUGUGCUUUUUUUGUGGUAAAUCAAGAAAUCAAGAUCAGAAAUUAGUC
Molecule: messenger RNA, 1109 nt
Organism: Strongylus vulgaris
Lineage: Eukaryota; Metazoa; Nematoda; Chromadorea; Rhabditida; Strongylidae
Source: the annotation of a GenBank genome assembly